Messenger RNA from Scomber japonicus (chub mackerel), 990 nucleotides. RefSeq names its product ST6 (alpha-N-acetyl-neuraminyl-2,3-beta-galactosyl-1,3)-N-acetylgalactosaminide alpha-2,6-sialyltransferase 5b (gene st6galnac5b). Gene Ontology annotation, molecular function: alpha-N-acetylgalactosaminide alpha-2,6-sialyltransferase activity. NCBI's taxonomy places the organism in Eukaryota, Metazoa, Chordata, Actinopteri, Scombriformes, Scombridae. The record is from RefSeq and is a predicted model, not a curated record. The transcript is spliced from 5 exons. Bases 1 to 990 code for a protein of 329 amino acids. Gene Ontology annotation, biological process: oligosaccharide metabolic process; ganglioside biosynthetic process.
AUGAAGAUAAGAAUGUGCCAAGGGGUUGGUGGCAUCAUCAUAAUCACAAUGGUUACCAGUUUUAUGUUGAUGUACAACAGCAGCUCUGGUGACAGACCAUCUGCGCCAUCACCACAAUCAUCACCAUCUUCCCACCGUUUACAUGCUCCUGCUUCAGCUAUGAAAAAGCCAGAGAGACCAAAGAAACUUCCAACAUGGACACUUGAAGGGUAUACAGGUGUUAUGGAUCAUAAGCCUCUGAGGAUGCACUGCACGACUUGUGCCCUGGUGACCAGCUCAGGCCAGCUAACUGAGAGCAAGAGGGGAGAAGACAUUGAUCGCUCUGAGUGUGUCAUCCGUAUGAAUGAUGCUCCCAGUGUUGGCUAUCAGCGGGACGUUGGCCAACGCACAAGCUUACGCGUCAUAGCUCACUCUAGCCUACAGAGGGUACUGAGGAGCCGGCAGGAGCUGUUUAACGCUAGUCAAGACACUGUGUUCAUCUUCUGGGGACCAAGCAACGGCAUGAGACGAGAUGGAAAAGGCCACGUUUACAACAACCUGAAACUGUUAAAGCAACUACUGCCCAAACUCAAUGUCUACAUCAUUUCUCGGAUUAAGAUGCAGAAGUUUGAUGAACUAUUUAAAAAUGAAACAGGAAUUGAUAGGAAGAGUUCCAGCUCCUGGCUGAGUACUGGCUGGUUCACCAUGGCCAUAGCCCUGGAGCUGUGUGACAGGAUCAACGUGUACGGCAUGGUGUCCCCCGACUCCUGCAGAUCCCCCUCCCGUCCCUCGGUGCCAUAUCAUUACUAUGAGCCCUUGGGAGCAGCCGAGUGUUCCAUGUAUCUUUCCCACGAGAGAAGCCGACGUGGAGGCCACCACCGUUUCAUAACGGAGAAGACAGUGUUUGCAAACUGGGCCCGAACCUUCAACAUCCACUUUUACCAGCCAGACUGGAAGCCUGCUGCUGGCAUCAUCGGCAUGAACAUCUCAUACACUCCGACUGUAUCCUGA